GACUCUUGUUGACUGGUACUAGCAUUCAUAGAGGCCCUCUUUAAAAAGCUCUUUAAAAGUCUUUAAAUGAUUGAUUUAUCGCUUCCCUGGUCUCCCCUGCGCAUUCUCGCGCAGCUUUGACGGUCACAUGAUUGGUCUCGUGACAACAGGAAGUAAAAAUGAAAACAGUGAAGAUGCUGCUGAUGCUUUGAGACUGACAAUUCUCCAUCUGCCACUUAAAGAAGGCAACAGGCAACUAUGGCUUCUAUCAUUAAAGAAACACAAAGCAUAAAAGAAGCGGUGACUUUCAUCAAUGCGAUUGAUGUGAACAAGUUCUCCAGACUGAUCUCUCGCAUCAUACAAAAGCUUCAUCUGAAGGAAGAGCGAACAUUCAGUGAAGAAGAGGAACAAAAACUUCAGACUGCUCUCUCAUUGGAUAAACAGGCUCUCAAUCUAGUCCUGGAAACUGCUGCCUUCAUACUAGAGCAGGCCGUGUAUCAUAACGUGAAGCCGGCUGCUCUGCAGCAGCAGCUCGAGGCGGUUCAUCUGGACCCAGACAAAGCUGAGAUGUUCUCUCAAACCUGGGCUACUGCUGGACCUGAGCUGGUGGAGAAACUCAAGCACAGUAUAUUUGCCCCAAAGAAGCUGGAGUAUGUUGGCUGGCAGCUAAACCUGCAGAUGGCCCAGUCCAGUCAAGCCAGACUCAAGUCUCCCAGUGCCGUCCUCCAACUGGGACUCCGCAGAGAGGACUCAGAGGUUCCGGAAAAUGUCUUUGUUGAUUUUAACCACCAGGAGCUACUUGAGUUCUACAACAAGCUCGAAACUGUGCAAGGCCAGUUGGAUUCCCUGACAUGAUGCCUGGUGCUCUUUGUACGACCACACACACAUUCACACAUUCACACAUUCACAUAUUGUUAUAGUUUUCACUGGAAGCCGUGACAGCUGUUAGAGGUGUAACAAUACAGCUUGUGUUAUGAUUGAUUAGAAAAACCAUCCAAGAUUCACUGAAUGUUUCUUUGUCCUGACUUCCUAAAUUGUUGAAAUCCUGGCUUGUGCUCGACAACAAUAAGAGAUGUUAAUAUGAUAAAUAUGUACUCAGAAUUGCCUUAAUUCAGGAGUUGGCAGUGAAGUUGCUGUUGUCAAAAUAGAUUUAACUGGAAUGAGUUUCUGAGUAAAAUGUUUCCUACACUGCUCAAUGUUGAACAGGAUUAUGAAGUAUCAAAAUGUCUUCAAAGAAAGUAAUGAAUUAAAAUGAUUGGUCCUUUUGAAAAAAAACAGAUUUUGUAACUCAGAGAAUGAAAUAGUGUCCGUGCCGUUUUAAUAAAACGUGAAGUUGAGGUGAAAUCAGUCCAA
Notolabrus celidotus (New Zealand spotty) is the source of this 1332-nucleotide messenger RNA. It is a transcript of the gene commd10, whose product is annotated as COMM domain containing 10. The record is from RefSeq and is a predicted model, not a curated record. NCBI's taxonomy places the organism in Eukaryota, Metazoa, Chordata, Actinopteri, Labriformes, Labridae. The transcript has 7 exons. The coding region runs from base 238 to 834 and encodes 198 amino acids.